This is a messenger RNA of Amphibalanus amphitrite, 1293 nucleotides long. Its product is annotated as isatin hydrolase-like. The annotation marks the transcript as partial. Gene Ontology annotation, molecular function: arylformamidase activity. The record is from RefSeq and is a predicted model, not a curated record. Lineage: Eukaryota; Metazoa; Arthropoda; Thecostraca; Balanomorpha; Balanidae. The transcript is spliced from 4 exons.
GAGCCAGAAGUUCAAGAUUGAGACCGUGGAGCACGCCGGCACUCAUAUGGACGCUCCGUCUCACUUCUAUGAGCAGGGGUGGACGAUAGCCGACAUUCCGGUGGAGCGCCUCAUCGCUAACGCGGCUGUGAUCGACAUCAGCGAGAGGAGCGCCGCCAACCCGGACGCCAUGGUCACCCCGGAGGACCUGAACGCCUGGAGGGACGCCCACGGCCAGUUCAAGUACCCCACCAUCGUGCUGAUAAGGACGGGCUACGCGGCCUACUGGCCCGACCGCAACCGCUACUUCGGCCUGAGCGACGCCGAGCCCGGCGUCUACCACUUCCCCGGUUUUGGCGAGGCGGCGGGUCAGGACCUGGCCGAGGACCCGGCCGUGGUCGGAGUUGGUAUCGACACCGCCUCGCUGGACCAGGGCGUCAGUCGCACGCUGCCCGUGCACGCGGUGCUCUCCAGAGCGAACCGGUUCGGUAUGGAGAACGUCGGCGACUUGAGCCAAGUGCCGGCCUCCGGAGCCAGAAUCUACGCUCUGCCGAUGAAGACCGGUGGCGGCAGUGGCGGUCCGUGCCGAGUGGUGAUCGAGCUCGAGCCGUCCACCUGCCGUGGCAAGGGCCGCGGUCAGAAGGGCAGGGGCCGCGGUCAGAAGGGUAGGGGCCGCGGUCAGGGGGGCCGACGCGGUCAGGGUCGGGACCAGGGGCAGGAGGGUCGCCAGCGUCAGGGUCAGGAUCAGGGGCAGGAGGGUCGCCGGCAGAGACAGGGCCGUCGCCAGGGUCUGCGGCGGCAGCAGGAGCAGCACGCUCACGAGGAGCUCCCGUUGCCCGGCUUUGAGUAGGCCCUAUGAGGAGUUCUGCCCUGACGCGAAGCCUCGUCGUCCUCCCGAGCUGACUUUGCGACUGUUUGUAACGACUCCGAGACCGGUGGUGACGGCUUAGACAUCGGUGGUGACGGCUUACACACCAGUGGUGACGGCUUAGAAAACGGUGGUGGCAGACGCUAUGCGGCCGGACAGUUUCAUCUAUCAGACAUAGUUGCGGUGACUAAUAUCAAUAGCGUCCAGGGAACUUGGCAAAUAAACUGGAUUUGAUUGCGGAUACUGACAUCGAUACUUAUGUGUAGAUUACUUGACGCAUGCGUGGUGAUUUGAAGCAUGUUCAUUGUUCACGGCUAUGGGGCUGGUGCAACGACUGUUUUCACAAUAUGAUUCGUUGAUUUACGCUACAAAAGUACAACAGAGGUCAUUCCGCAUGUGUUGCAACCACCAUGAUGUGUGCCAAUAAAGUGUUAACCCUCGCAUGU